Molecule: messenger RNA, 5366 nt
Organism: Owenia fusiformis
Lineage: Eukaryota; Metazoa; Annelida; Polychaeta; Sabellida; Oweniidae
Source: the annotation of a GenBank genome assembly
CUUUAUUCAUAUGUACUAGUAAUUGAAGUUCUUGCUACAGAAGAGUACUCAGAAGCCGUGUAGUAGUUGAUUUGUUAGUUACAAAGGGAUGUACAAAUCAACAUUAAUUUGCAGUGCAGCGACAGCUACCACAAUAUACAGAUUUUCCAAUCAAUUGUCAUAUCUGCCAUGAAAAGUCACGAUGCAGUUGGGGAUACAGUCUGGAUAAUAGCAGGUUAUAUAUAGUGUUUAAGCAUAAAAUAAUUUCCUUCCGAGGUGAUGUCGAAACUGCGCCUAGGAUCAAGCAAGAGCGGAAAAGUGCAUGAAAAGCCAGGGAACAGGGCCGAUCCGUGGAGUGGCGUCCUGUCUGGUCAAAGCAGUGGAGAUCUACCGCCUCUCCCUAUCAAUAAUGUCAGGAUAUAUUUAGCUGCCACAGGAUUCAGCGAGGAAAAACAAAAAAUCUGGGAGGACACACUGCCGGAAGUCCAAGACCAUUUCCUGCAACAAGGAGUGAAUAUAAUCCUUAUUGAUCCCAAUUGUGACCCAACCAAUGACCAUACUGUCGAUGCAAUCGCUCUUGAAAGACACGUGGCGGAGCUUCGAGUGCCAGAGACAGUAAACACCACUGCUACUGUAGUUUUGGGACUGGUGGGAAACAAAUAUGGUCAAGUUCCGUUGCCAACAAAUCUAGAAGAGGACGAAUUAGCGCAGAUUAAACGAGUAACAUUAGAUGCUGGAAAAGAUGUCGCUUUAUUAGAGGAGUGGUACACAAGAGAUGAUAAUUCUCAGUCUUCUGUAUUCAGACUUCGCCCAAUUGAGUCCAAAUUUAACUUGUACACCUCAAGAGGGGCACCCGAAACUGAUUCUGCAGCUACGUUGAAUAACACCUGGAUAGGUAUUUACACAAUGUUGAGCGAAACAAUACAAUCUGCAGUGGCGAUUCUAUGCAAAGAAACCAAGAAAGAUAAACAUGCAUCAAAAGUUUGGGCACAGGACAAGUUUUAUAAAUCAGCCUUGGAUGUUGAAAUAUGCACUGCAAUACAAAAUCACGACGAACAGACACUUCUAAUAAGAAGAAAAUGCGAAGAUAUAGACAGAAGUGAUGAAUCAGCUUCAGAUUACAUAGAUAUCCCAGAUCCAAGUGUUAAGAAGCCUGCAUCGGAUAAUACAGUAAAAACCAAAAUGGAUGCCUUCAUGCAAACUGUCAAUGCGCAUGCAACACAAAGUCAUAUCGAAAUCUUCAAACUUCAUUGGGGAAAUAAUGGUUUUAAUCCUGAAGAAUUUAAUGUAUACUUAGAGGAGUUUAAUGCACUAGUUGCCACAAAAUUGAAAACACUGAUACAGCACAUGCUUGACCAUAGAAAAGAGGAGAUUAAUCGGGGACCCCAUACUCUGGAUCACAAUGAGGCACUCUUACACUUAACCCACAGACAAGCUAUAAUAGAUAAGUCAUUUUCCUCAGAUAGAACAAUUCAAGAUAUUAAGGAGUUGAUACUGGCAGACGAUACGUCAACACAUAAACCAAUCAUACUUUGUGGUCCGCCUGGCAGUGGCAAAUCCACAAUUGCUGCAACCAUUCCGCAUACUGAGAUAUUCGGAAAGGAAACCUUCCAAGUCAUUCGUUUCAUAUCAUUAGAUCAGAAUCUAUCGUCAACACAUGGGCUUCUCUACAGUGUCUGCUCGCAACUGAAUGCUAUGUUCAAUAAAAAUCCAAAUAACUCUUUAUCCAAUGACAUCGAUACGUUGGUGGAGCAAUUCAGAGAGAUAUUAGUCUCUAUAUCCAACAGCCAUAGACAUUUGCUACUCAUAAUUGAUGGGAUUGAAUCUGUUAAACCACCAAGCAUUGACUCAAAGCUAGAGUUUGACUGGAAAAUGGAAAACCUUCCACCUCGAACUCACAUUAUCGAAACAUUCAAUAUUACAAAACAUACCAAAAAUGAUUUAGAAAACAUUAAAAGCUCCAGUGAAAGCGUCCCAAACAUUUUGCAUACCACACCAAUCACUUCAAUGCAAUGUUUAGCAAAGACUAAAGCUCUUUUAUCAAAUGUCAAUCGAACAAUCACAAGAGACCAAGAGAACGCAUUGAAGACCUCGUUUUCGGAAGGCUCCAUGCCAAUACUACCAGUGAUAGUUUUUGAUGUUGCAAAAACCCUACAUUCCAGCACAGCAACAAUUGAUAUUGGUAGAGGAAUGGAUGAUGUUUUGAAUAAACGGUUUGAAGCAUUGGAAAAACGUUACACUGUUGAAAUCAUUGCUCCACUAUGCAGAUACAUUGCAUGCUCCAAUAUGGGUGUCACUGAGCUAGAGAUCAUUGAUAUCAUGUCCUGCACAAAUGAGUCAAUACUUGCCUUUCAUGGUCCCAAGCUUCCUGUAGUACUAAGGUUUCCAUACUCAACCUGGUCAGAUAUUCGCCACGACCUGGGAAUCAUGCUUGAACAGCGAGAAACGGCUGGGAGUACAUUGUUUUCCUGGAGGAACCAAACAAUAAAGUCGGUUGUCAAGGUGAGGUACCUACAGACGGUUGAGACACUUAAACAAAAUCAUAAAGCCUUGGCAGAGCUAUUUCUCGAGACGUGGAUUGACGGUAGGCCUCUGGUUGACCCUGACCUUGACCUUCAGAUUAUGCAAGGGAGGCGAUGUAUAUCACAGCAGCCUUUACUCUAUUCAGACACGUUGUACAAUCUGAGGAAGUUAAACGAGCUGUGGUACCAGCUCUUACAUUCAGGGAUGGUAGAUGCAUUGAAGGAAAACUGUUUUUGCAAUUUUGAAUACUUGUUAGCGAAGUCUCAUUCCUCCUCAAUUGAUAAUCUCAUUAAAGAUCUCAACACAAGCUUGCUGCAAGUUAUGGACAUUGACAUUAUACUUAUAACUGCUUGCAUUAAAGCCGGGAGAGGUGCUCUCUCCACCGAUCCACUUCAGUUGGCGAAUGAGCUUAUAGGUCACCUUAAAGACUGUCAAGAAAAUUACCCACGAUAUAUCGAGCCUAUAGUGACACAGUGUAUGCAAUGGUGCGACACCUAUACUCUUCCCUUAGUGGUACCGUUCAAUAGUUGGCUACAGACCCCGGAUGUUGACCUUGUUAACAAGAUUCACAAUCCUGGCUCGACACACGCAGUUGCCACAUUCAAUACACACCAUAUAUUUUGUAAUGUUAAUGCAACCAACAAUAUCGUGAUGUACCAUGGUCCAUCAAAAACUCUCGUUAAAACAUUUGCAGGUCACCGGGACAAGAUCACAUGUAUAUUGAUGUCUCAUAACAACCAGGUGAUAGUGAGUGGGUCCGAUGAUGCCUCUGUCAGGGUCUGGGACAUUGCAAGUGGCAAGAAUAUAUUUACAUUUAGGGAGCACAGUCAUCCUGUAAAAUGUAUAGCGUUGAAUCAUAAAGACGAAUUCCUCAUUAGUGGAUGUCUGGAAGGAACGUUUAAAAUGCUGUCUCUACAAACAGGAGAACUGCUUCACUCUGUUCAAAACGGCCCCGUAUCCUGUAUAUUUGUAAAUGCAUCAGAUUCGAUUUUAUACGCAGCCACUGAGAAGAAGAUUAAAUUGUGGUGCAUGACUGAGAUGGUCCUAUUGGAAACAAUACAGGAUGAUAACAUUACAUCCGACAUAACAUGCAUGGUCAUGUCACAAGAUGGAUCAUUUAUACUUAUUGCUUGUGGUGACACUAGCCUUCAGCUCAGAUCUGCUGCUACUGGGACCUUUUUGCAUUACCUUGAGGGACACAAUGCAAAAAUUUGUGACAUUGGCAUCUCCAGAGAGAGUUUUCAGACAGUAGUAGGAUGUGAAGAUGGGACAUUGCAUGUAUACAAUCUGAGAAGUAAAGAACUGCUACAAACAUUCAACACAGGAACACAACCUGUCACAACUGCCCAAAUCUCCAGAGAUGACAGUUUCAUCAUUGCUUGUAAUAAUGAAUAUAUAUUCACAUGGAUUCUGAUGAAAGGCCUUACUAAGGAGGCUGAGACGAAUUCACAUGUGAAGAAAGUCACGUGUCUUGCAGUCUCUAAGGAUGGGAAAAUGAUUGUAUCUGGCUCCGAGGACCGUACAGUUAAGCUAUGGAAUCUUGAUUCCACAGAAUUAGAUGAAACGCUCGAAGGCCACGAAGAUGCUAUCACCUGCGUAACCUUUGCCGAUGACCAAUCGUUUGUUGCAUCUGGCUCCACUGAUCUCACUGUGAAGGUUUGGAGUAUUGUUAUGGCAUGUGUCAUCACCAAUUAUACGGAGCAUGAAACGCCAAUCACUGCAGUGGAUGCGAUCAGCAAAGGUUACGAUAUGGACUACACCAGAAUUGUUUCAGCAGAUGCUGGGAAUAUUGUUAGAAUCUGGAAGGCCGAAGAUGGGGAAACAAUACUGAAGCUUGAUGGACCAACUACUAUGUUCUGUGUGUCCCCUGAAGCUAACUUUGCAGUAUCCGGAGACGGAGAUCAAUUUUUGAAAUUAUGGACAUUACCAGGAGGAGAUCUAGUGCAAAAACUGAAUCAUGCAUCUAUAAUUACCUGCACUGCUUUCUCCAAAGAUGCAUUGUUUCUGGUGACUGGUUCGCAAGAUAAAUCUCUGAAGGUUUGGGAAGCAUCAACCGGGAAACUGACACAGGUGCUCGUGGAACAUGAUGAUCACGUGAGUUGUGUCUCUGUGACCGACAGCAAUAGCCACGUGUUGUCAGGGUCAUUGGACACUACAAUAAUGAUCUGGGGACUAUCUACUGGCGCGGUGGAGCAUAAACUAAGGGGUCACACGGCGGAAGUUACUGUUGUUCAAGUCACAUCAGAUGGAAGCAUUGCCAUUUCAGGUUCAAAAGACGGCACUCUCCGAGUAUGGAGCAUCAAUAGGGGCUCCAUCCUUACAAUGUUUGAUGUGCACUAUCCAAUACUGAACAUUGUCAUGAAAUUUGAUGCUGGGCACAUAGCGGUCCAUUUGGAGGAGAACAACAACAUCCCCCUGCUAUGUUUACAUAAUAGCCCGGCCUCAGAGGUGAAGAGCCACAGUGAUAUAGAUAUACACAUCAUCCCCGGAGACAAUGGUGUUUUGCCCAUUAAACCACGAAAUUGUGUCAGGUCAACGUCCGUUUAUCCGGUUCCAAAGAGGAAAGAUGACCAUCAUCGUUUCUCUGUAUCAACCAUUCCAGAAAUUAUAAAGAUGUCUCCAAUUAAGGGCAAUCAACUGAAGCCAAAAGGGACUAAGAGUAAAGGGAACAAGUCUAAAAAAGGACGGAAAGACAUUAAGGCGGAUGACCGCAGUAUCGCAAGUGGGAGCAGUGACGGUGGUAGCAAGGACCCAUGCGUCAAGGCAUCUCGAACAUGCGUUUUACUGUGAUUCAAGAUUAAGGCCAGGGUGCACUUUGAUGGAAUUUCAUGACCAUGUGCUAUUUUCAGAUAAACAUAACUCAU